UAAAAAUACGUUAAUUGCAUAUGUUAUCACGCCACCACAUGAUACGUACAUGCCUCACUUUAAGGACGUAAUUACACCCGCAUUUCGGACUCCCAUGUCUUCCUUUGAAUUAGUUUAAUGUUUCGAAGUUGCAAACUGUAACAGAGUAGGUCUUUAUAAGUUGGCACAGUGUUGUGGGUCGGAGAGCCUGUGCGUCGUUCAGUCGUUAAGUCGAGUCCGAUUCUUCGUGACCUUCAUGGUCCAGAGGGUUUUCAUGGCAAGAUACGGAAGUAGAUUGCCAAACCCUUUCUUCUGCGCAGAUACUGCUGCUGCCCGGGUUGGGACCUGGCUGGGUUUGAACUCACGACCAUCUGCCUUGAAGUCCAGUGCUGAUGCUGCUACACCACCGGCCGGUACUGUUCUAUGAAAUCUUGGCAGGAGUCGGUACGAGGGUGAAAAGUGUCUAGUCUGGCAACGCCACUGUACAGGAACCGCUUUGUAGAGUCCUGAGCACCAAAUGGCAGUCUGAGGAGGGAGAGCAGUAAAUCACACAACAUUCAUACAAGCCGGGGUUCGGGUAGGCAAGACAUCCCAACCGCACGGGUUUGGCAGGACUGAAGUCUUACACACUCUAGACACGUGGAGCCCGAGAAAGGUGGGCUUCUCGCCGUGGAGUCCAGUGGCUGUUAGCGAGGGGUUAACGAGCCACAUUUCCAGAGAUGCCCCGUAAAAAGGGGUUUCAGAGCUGGUGCUGCAGAAUCACGCUACAAUGACGGAGGUGGAACCUGUACUGGAUUUUGCUACGUCAGGGCGGACAGGCCGAAGAAACGCUUUGCCUGACAUCCUCGGCUCCCCUGCAGGGGUCAGUCCAUCAGAACUCCCCAUGAAGCUAGCAGAAUUAUCCAUAAAUGCAGAAGGAGCAGAAGGCGCUCAGACCCCUUCGACAGAGGUACCACCAGAAUCAACAGAGAGUCCAGAGCUGAAAGACGCAUCGUAACACGCUGAAAGGAAGCCCUUACACUAAAGACAAAAAAGUGUUAAUAAAGCUUUAAAUAAGUGAUCUGAAUACUGUCAGGAUUCCUUGAAGCUACAUGCCAAGUUCACCUGUGAGGGCAGCACAAUGAUGGGUGGUGAUAAUGUAUAGAAAUGAACAAAAAUAAAUAAUUCAAUGUUACAUCUUGAGAAGGAAGUGUGGGAAGAUGACCAUGAGGAAGAUGGAGUCAGGAACUUAAUCUUCAAGCUCAACUUUUAAUGAACUAUCACUUGGAUUAAGAUUUAGAGAACAAUGGCAUAUCGUGUUUCAGUUGAAUUGCAACCUGUCUUUUUGUGCUCUAGAGCAGAUAUUUUCCUUUUCUCAGUAUAAAUCCUGAUAUAUCUGUCAAAAGCAGCAAUUAAAUGUAUACAACUACUCCUAAAUGUAUGACAACCUGGUUUUAAAGUCUUCAAAUUGCAUUAUGGACUUCGAUUCCCAACCCUUCCCCCUCCCCGAGUGUAAAAAAUGAUUUAAAGAUUUCAGCUGACAUAUCAAGAAGUCCAUUUUGUAUGCCUGCACUUGAGGUAGUUGAGACAUUUUGAAAUGUUCUUUUUUUUUGAAGUAACCACUGGGGCAAAAUGUUAUUUGUCUGAAUGUCUUCUAUCUGGUGUUUCAAAGAGAUAAUAACUCAUUGGGAAAAAUCACUGUCUAAUUUUAUCCUUUCAAAAGUGUUUUUGCUUGUUAACCAAAUACUGCAGUGUACCCGGGCGUUCCUGGGUUACAAAUGAUCUUACUUAUGAAAAUCUGAGCAUUUUUAAAGCAGGUAAUAAUAAAAUAUUUCAUGGUGU
This is a messenger RNA of Mobula hypostoma (lesser devil ray), 1800 nucleotides long. Its product is annotated as cAMP-dependent protein kinase inhibitor alpha-like. Gene Ontology annotation, cellular component: cytoplasm; nucleus. The record is from RefSeq and is a predicted model, not a curated record. NCBI's taxonomy places the organism in Eukaryota, Metazoa, Chordata, Chondrichthyes, Myliobatiformes, Myliobatidae. Bases 749 to 976 code for a protein of 75 amino acids. Gene Ontology annotation, biological process: negative regulation of cAMP-dependent protein kinase activity. Gene Ontology annotation, molecular function: cAMP-dependent protein kinase inhibitor activity. The transcript has 5 exons.